Molecule: messenger RNA, 3075 nt
Organism: Pseudophryne corroboree (corroboree frog)
Lineage: Eukaryota; Metazoa; Chordata; Amphibia; Anura; Myobatrachidae
Product: mucin-5B-like
Exons: 25
Coding region: 1-3075 (1024 amino acids)
Cellular component (GO): extracellular matrix
Molecular function (GO): protein binding
Source: RefSeq, a predicted model, not a curated record
AUGGAGCGAUUAAAAUCACAGCUAUCCACCAGAGUUAAAUUACUGGAUGCGUACCCCGAUGUGACCUCAAUGGCAUUUAAUACAGUUUAUAAGAAAAAUGGCAUUGAAUUUAAAGACACUUGUGAACACUUUCAAAUCUCAGGACAUGGAUUAACGAUUACAUGGAACUGGGGUGAUAACAUCAUGCUUGAAUUAGAGGAACAGUACAAACAUAAGUUAUGUGGACUUUGUGGCAACUAUGAUGGGGAUUCCUCCAAUGAUAUCCAGUGGGAAGGUGUCAACAUCCAUCCCAUACCGUUUGGCAAUCUGUAUAACAUGAAUGAUCCAACAAGCGACUGUACAGAUGUUGAGGAUAACUCUUAUGAUGAAGAGAGUGAAACUAGGCAAGACAAAUGUAGGGAGGAGGAAAGCAAAGUGUCUCUCAAACUGAUUGUCAAUAUUUCAUUAGUAGAGGAAAGCAAACACUUUCAGUGUAAAACAACAAUAGCCCGAGUCUAUAGCCAAACUUAUGUAAAGAUAAAAUAUGUUUUUGAUAUAAGCUGUCCCAGCACCAUGGAAUUUUUUGAGUGUGCAUCACCAUGUCCUGAUACUUGUUCUAACCCAGCUGCCAGCAAACUGUGUAACCAGCCGUGCUUCGAGGGAUGUUCUUGUCCUCCAGCCAAAGCCUUAACAGUAAUUAAGAAAUUAAUAUCAACACUGUCUUCCAGCAUUUGUAUUUUGGGUCAAUGGGUCUGCAAUCAAGUUGCCUGCUUUGGAAACUGCACUCUGAAAGGAGGAUCCCACAUAAGUACAUUUGAUGAAAAAAAAUACACUUUCCAUGGCAACUGCCAAUAUGUAAUGUCCAAGGACAACAAUGGAACAUUUGCUGUGAUAGCCAAGAUUGUGCAGUGUGGUUUGACUGAGACUGUCACUUGUCUGAAUGCUGUUUACAUCAACAUAGGGAAGAUGAAAAUAAAAAUCUGUUAUUGUGGAAACGUAUAUAUCAACAAUUUUUUAGUUAUCCUGCCGAAAAUUACUGAUAAGGUCAUUAUAUACAAGCAAUCAGCGUAUUUUAUAAACGUGGUGACGAGGCUUGGUCUAGUUGUGGAGGUUCAGGUGAAGCCUGUGUUUCAGCUUACCAUCUCAGUGAAUUCCUCAUUUCAGGACCAAACUACAGGCCUUUGUGGAAACUUUAAUGGGAUUGAAGCUGAUGACCUGAAGACCAUAAGUGGGGUGGUGGAGGAAUCAGCGGCAGCUUACGGCAACUCCUGGAAGAUAGCAACUUCAUGCACUGAUGCGAGCGAUGUCUUUGAUAACCCAUGUAUCAAAAGCAGUAGCAGAGCGGAAUAUGCCAAACACUGGUGUUCUCGUCUGAUAAACACCACUGAUGUCUUCGCUGCUUGCCACUCAGAACUGAAUCCAACACUUUACAGCAAGCACUGCAUAUAUGAUGUAUGUAACUCUAUAAACAGCGAGGAAGCCAUGUGUUCCUGGCUUGCAGACUAUGCCAGCGAAUGCCGGAGCAGAAAUGUGUUUAUAGAAGAUUGGAGAGAAAAUAUAUGUGAUCCUCAUUGUCCUGAAACCAUGGAGUUCACUCCUAGUCCAAGGCCUUGCAACGUUAGCUGCAGCUCCUUAGCAGAACCGGACAUUCUGUGUGAUUUUGACGCGCCUCUCAGAGAGGGCUGCAGCUGCCCUGAAGGGACUUAUCUGACAAUAAAUGAGAAGUGUGUGACCCCAGAAGACUGUCCUUGUAGCUACAAGGGACGUACUGUCCCAGCUCAUCAAACGUUUAUUGUGGAUGAGAUCCUGUGUAAAUGUAUACGUGGUAUCCUGGAAUGUCCUAAGAAAGUUGAAGACACUCCUGCCUGCAACCCACCUAUGUAUUAUUAUGACUGCAGUUCUCCUGGUCCUGAUUCUUUUAGCUCUGAAUGUCAGAAGAGCUGCAAAACACAGGAUAUGGGAUGUUAUAGUAACGAUUGUGUACCAGGAUGCGUCUGCCCUAUAGGUCUAAUAUCUGACGACAAAGGUGGCUGCAUUCUUCCAAGCCAGUGCCCGUGUGUUUAUGGGGGAAAGUUUUAUGACACAGGAGAACAAAUCAAGAUAUCCUGCAAUACAUGCACCUGUAAGAACAGAACUUGGACUUGCACAGAAAAUCCUUGCCCUAAAACCUGCACAUUAUAUGGAAAUGGGCAUCUCAUCACCUUUGAUCAGUCCCGGAAGGAUUUUAAUGGUGGCUGUGAUUACAUCUUGGCUCAGGAUUUCUGUCAGAGCGACGACAAUGAAGGCACCUACAAGAUCAUUGUACAGAACUUCCUGUGCGGAAACACCAAUACUGUGUGCACUGUCAGAAUCAAAAUCCUCUUAUCGAGCGUAACUAUUGAAUUAAGUGAAGGUCGGGUAGAGGAGACCAUCAUGCCUGAACAUACUAGGAAACAUGAAGACAGUAGGUACAGCAUUGACUUGGUGGGGACUCGCACUGUUUUCAAGAAAGACAACCUGACUUUAAUGUUUGACCAACAAAUGACAGUUUAUUUCCAACAUCCAGUGGAGGGGACAGUUUGUGGACUAUGUGGAGAUAAUGAUGGUCGAUCUAGGAAUGACUUCACCUCUACCUGGUCACAAGAGUGUAUCAGAGAUCUAAAGCCUGAGAAACCAUGCUCUGGUCAAGAUGAAAAAUUAAUCUGGGCCCAAAAAAAAUGCUACAUCAUCCAGAGUGAUGUUUUUGCUCCUUGUCAUACAUCGGUGGACCCUAUUCCAUACUAUGAAACAUGUAUUGCAGACACGUGUAACUGUGACACUAAUGUAUGGGACUGCGAGUGUCUGUGUACCUCUAUAGCCGUGUAUUCUGCAGAAUGCAAAAGACAUAACGUCUGCAUCAAGUGGAGAACCCCAGACAUUUGUCCAUUGUUCUGCGAUUAUUACAAUAAAGAUGGGCAUUGUGACUGGCACUACAUGCCAUGUAAUGUUCCAUGCCUGACGACAUGUAGGAAUCCCAAAGGGGAAUGUGAUUAUCAAGUACUGCAACUUGAAGUGUUAUCUCGUUUUUCAUCUCUGUAUGUGGAAGAUGUUUCCACAAUGUGUGGCCUAGGGUCUUAG